Messenger RNA from Suncus etruscus (white-toothed pygmy shrew), 1930 nucleotides. RefSeq names its product sorting nexin 17 (gene SNX17). Lineage: Eukaryota; Metazoa; Chordata; Mammalia; Eulipotyphla; Soricidae. Gene Ontology annotation, molecular function: phosphatidylinositol binding. The transcript is spliced from 15 exons. The coding region runs from base 118 to 1530 and encodes 470 amino acids. Gene Ontology annotation, biological process: signal transduction; intracellular protein transport. Gene Ontology annotation, cellular component: early endosome. The record is from RefSeq and is a predicted model, not a curated record.
AGUCUCGCCCGGCCCCCCAAAAUGGCGAAGGAAGCGGCGGGGACGCGCUGAGGGAGACGGAGGCGAGCGUGCCCCCCAAACCGCCGCUGCACGGUUCCGCUCCUGGGCGCCGGGAACAUGCACUUCUCCAUCCCGGAGACCGAGUCCCGCAGCGGGGACGGCGGCGGCUCGGCCUACGUGGCCUACAACAUUCACGUGAACGGAGUCCUGCACUGUCGGGUGCGCUACAGCCAGCUCCUGGGGCUGCACGAGCAGCUUCGGAAGGAGUAUGGGGCCAAUGUGCUUCCUGCAUUUCCCCCAAAGAAACUUUUCUCUCUGACACCUGCUGAGGUCGAACAGAGGAGGGAGCAGUUAGAGAAGUACAUGCAAGCUGUUCGGCAAGAUCCAUUGCUGGGGAGCAGUGAGACCUUCAAUAGUUUCCUACGUCGCGCACAACAGGAGACUCAGCAGGUGCCCACCGAGGAGGUCUCCUUGGAAGUGCUGCUCAGCAACGGGCAGAAAGUGCUGGUCAAUGUACUCACUUCAGAUCAAACCGAGGAUGUCCUGGAGGCAGUGGCCGCUAAGCUGGAUCUUCCAGAUGACUUGAUCGGCUAUUUCAGCCUCUUCCUCGUCCGAGACAAAGAAGAUGGGGCCUUUUCUUUUGUACGCAAGUUGCAAGAGUUUGAGCUGCCUUACGUGUCUGUCACCAGUCUCCGGAGUCAAGAAUACAAGAUAGUACUGAGAAAGAGUUAUUGGGACCCUGCCUAUGAUGACGACGUCAUGGAGAACCGGGUCGGCCUGAACCUGCUCUAUGCUCAGACAGUGUCAGACAUCGAGCGUGGAUGGAUUUUGGUCACCAAGGAGCAGCAUCGACAACUCAAGUCGCUGCAAGAGAAGGUCUCCAAGAAGGAGUUCCUGCGGCUGGCCCAGACACUGCGGCACUAUGGCUACUUGCGCUUCGAUGCAUGCGUGGCAGACUUCCCAGAAAAAGACUGUCCGGUGGUGGUGAGCGCCGGCAACAGUGAGCUCAGCCUCCAGCUCCGCCUGCCCGGCCAGCAGCUGCGAGAAGGCUCCUUCCGGGUCACCCGCAUGCGGUGCUGGAGAGUCACCUCUUCUGUGCCACUGCCCAGUGGAGGCACAAGCAGCCCGGGCCGGGGCCAGGGUGAGGUGCGCCUGGAACUGGCUUUCGAAUACCUCAUGAGCAAGGACCGGCUCCAAUGGGUCACCAUCACCAGCCCGCAGGCCAUCAUGAUGAGUAUCUGCUUGCAAUCCAUGGUCGACGAGCUGAUGGUGAAGAAAUCCGGGGGCAGUAUCCGGAAGAUGCUGCGCCGGCGGGUGGGGGGCACCCUGAGACGUUCUGACAGCCAGCAGGCAGUGAAGUCCCCACCGCUGCUCGAGUCUCCGGAUGCCAGCAGGGAAUCCAUGGUCAAACUCUCCAGCAAGCUGAGUGCUGUGAGCUUGCGGGGGAUCGGCAGCCCUGGCACAGAUGCCAGCGCGGGUGACGUCCAUGGCAACUUCGCCUUUGAGGGCAUUGGAGAUGAGGAUCUCUAACUUUAACUUCCGGUGGCCGGUUGUCAGCCCUCCACCUUGGAGCAGUGUUGAGAAGCUUGCCCUGUGCCUGUCUCCCCCGAGCUGGGGAGUCUUUCUCCCUUCCUGCCUUUCCCCUUUUUUUGCCCCUAGCCAGGGGCCUUCCUUACCCCUUCAACCCUACCCCAGGCUGGCUUCACAAAGGAUCAUGCCCCUUCCCCUCUUCAGAGCUGGCCCUCGAUGCCAAGUUAACCUUUAGUAUUUUUGCACAAAGUCCAAGGGACCAUGGUUCCGUGCCCGGGGAGGAACCCGCAGCUCCCCCAGCUUGCCUUUGGCUUCUGGGGGCCUUGGGCAGAGGGGAUGGGCAGGUCUGUGUUGGGUCUGGCCCAGCCCCCAUCAUUAAACUCAGCCUGAUUGCUGCCUA